UGGACAUGUUCUCCUCUCUGACUGUCCACUGGGCUGUGUGUCCUCAGGCACGGGGGAGAGUGGGAAAACCACCUUCAUCAGACAGAUGAGGAUCAUCCAUGGAAGAGGCUUCUCUGAGGAGGAAAGACGGGACUUCGCCAAGCUCAUCUACCAGAACAUCUUCACGGCUGUGAAGGCAAUGACCCGGGCCAUGAACACCCUCAGACUGCCCUAUGCCUACCCAGAGAAUGAGAUGUAUGACAGGUGGAUGCAGGAUGUGGACACAGUGCAGGUCACCCAGCUGGACAGAGGCUAUGUGGAUGCCAUCCACCGUCUCUGGGCCGACCCAGGCCUCCGGGUCUGCUACAGCCGCCGCAGCGAGUACCAGCUGCUGGACUCCACAGAGUACUACAUGACCAAUCUGGACCGCAUAUCUGCCCCAGACUACAUCCCCACUGAUCAGGACGUACUGCGGGUUCGAUUCCCCACCACUGGCAUCCAUGACUACUCCUUCACUGUGAAGACCAUCACACUCAGGAUUGUGGAUGUGGGUGGACAGAAGUCAGAGAGGCGGAAGUGGAUCCAUUGUUUUCAGGACGUCACAUCCCUCAUUUUCCUGGCUUCCCUCAGCGAGUACGACCAGGUCCUGGAGGAGAGAGAGACUAAUAACCGUAUGGAGGAGAGCUUGGCUCUGUUCUACACCACCAUCCACUCCCCUUGGUUCCUCAACACCUCCAUCAUCCUCUUCCUCAACAAGACAGACAUCCUUGCUGAUAAGAUCCAGGCGUCCGACCUGCAGAAGUACUUCCCAGGGUUCACAGGAAAGCGACGUGACGCUCAGGAUGCUAUGAAGUACAUCCAGAAGAUGUAUGAGCAGCAGGCUCGCAGCCGGGACAAGGAGGAGAGCAAGACGCUGUACCCCCACUUCACCUGCGCCACCGACACCAACAACAUCCGCAAGGUAUUCAGUGACGUCAAGGACACUGUGCUCCUCAGGUCCCUCAGGGACUACGGGGUGAUAUGAUGGGCCUAGGGGCCCUCCUGCCUGGGGAGCAACACUCACUCAACAACCACUCAGGGCUGAAGAGAUUCUCCCCCCAUCCCUCCCUCGCUCACUUUUCUCCUCUCUCUCCAUCUCAGCACCAGUGGGGAUGCUUUCUGGUCAAACCUUAUUGUAGGAAGGAAUCUCUCCUUGGGGUGCAGACAGAAUGGACUCCUGUACACACACACACACACACACACACACACACACACACACACACUACAGGAUCUGAUCAUUGUUUUUUUCCCCUCUGGUUGUUAUUGUAUGAUGUUGUGUGUAAGGGCUUGGAGAUGCAGUGGCUCUACCAGUGCUUGAAACUGGACUAGAGAUGUCCAGUUUCAAGUGAUUACUUUGUGAGUGAUGACUUUAACAGGUGGAGAGGAGAACUCUAUAGCCCAUGUGUAUCACCAACCCCACCCUGUUGAUAGAAAAUGCCUCUGCUCUAGAGAUCACUACAGAAGCUUCCACUCUAUCAGUGCGUUGAAUUAACGAUACUGUACACGUGUUGUAGCCAUUACAUAACAUAACACAUUGCCAGUUUACACUUAUGAGAAGGUGCCACCAUAGAAGGCUUGUGUAACAUUUUGUGUUUGGUUUGUCUUUUAAUUGGUAUGAUUGGCACACUCAUAUAUUUCUCGCUGGAUUCCAGUUGUGAGAUGUGAUGAAGGCGGGAAAUGUGAGAGUCGAUGGGUUCCCCUGACACAGUAUGUUAUGGAACGCAAUGCUGUACUACACUGUUAUGAUUCUUGGUUUGGUUCAUUGUGGAUGUUCUUGUUCAGUCUCUUCCCCUAAUGCACUUGCCUUUACGACCAAUCACUACCUGCUAUACAUUGAGUUCAUAUGGGAACAACAAUGCCGGUGAAUCAAUACAUUGACCAACAAAUCAGAGUCCUUAAAGGGAUAGUUCAAUGUGUCAUUUAGUAAUUUGGGUGGUCUCCUUACCCUGUAAGCAGUCUAUGUACAAGGUAUGACAGCAAUCAAUGCGUUGGUUUAGUUUC
Molecule: messenger RNA, 2019 nt
Organism: Coregonus clupeaformis (lake whitefish)
Lineage: Eukaryota; Metazoa; Chordata; Actinopteri; Salmoniformes; Salmonidae
Product: guanine nucleotide-binding protein subunit alpha-11-like
Exons: 6
Biological process (GO): adenylate cyclase-modulating G protein-coupled receptor signaling pathway; phospholipase C-activating dopamine receptor signaling pathway; action potential
Cellular component (GO): heterotrimeric G-protein complex
Molecular function (GO): G protein-coupled receptor binding; GTPase activity; G-protein beta/gamma-subunit complex binding
Source: RefSeq, a predicted model, not a curated record